Jaculus jaculus (lesser Egyptian jerboa) is the source of this 1134-nucleotide messenger RNA. It is a transcript of the gene Foxr1, whose product is annotated as forkhead box R1. The record is from RefSeq and is a predicted model, not a curated record. Gene Ontology annotation, biological process: regulation of DNA-templated transcription. Gene Ontology annotation, molecular function: DNA-binding transcription factor activity; sequence-specific double-stranded DNA binding. Bases 1 to 1134 code for a protein of 377 amino acids. Gene Ontology annotation, cellular component: nucleus. NCBI's taxonomy places the organism in Eukaryota, Metazoa, Chordata, Mammalia, Rodentia, Dipodidae. The transcript is spliced from 7 exons.
AUGACAGUACAGUGGUUAGUACUGUGCAUUGUGGGAAGUGGAGGUCCGUGUCAGCGAGGAUCAGGAAGCGCCUCCCACACCCGCCCACCGGCGGCUCUCCCGGGCUCUCCCACACUCGGCCGGCUCUCCUCAAACGUGGAUCUCCAACUCCAGGAUCCCGACUUCUGGAACAGCCUCCAUGGCCAGGUCCCGGGCUUGCUGGACUGGGAUCUGGGCAACGAGGCCUUGCUGGCCUGCACCACCUCGCACCUGCCCUUGUGGGAGCAGAACCUGGCCAAAUACAAACUCCAGAUAAUUGAGCCACCAAAACUGCCUCUGAAAAAGAAACCCAACGCUGAUAAAGACGGUCCAGCUAUUGAGCCCAACCCAUGGAUGUGGGUGAACCCCAACAUCGUGUAUCCCCCUGGCAAGCUGGAGGUGAAAGAACGUAAAGUGGAGGGCCUGCCAAGCACACGUCUGUCCCGUCAGCCACUCCUGAAGAAGGAGGAAGCCAGCUCUUCAGACACCUCACAGGCACGGUCACUGUUGCCUUCCUCUAGUGAGCAGCCGCUGGCCUGGAAACGGAAGGAGCUCAAGCAGAAGCAGCCGCGGAAGCGUUCUGCCUCUUGCCCUAGUUCCUGGGAGCUUACAGAAGAGGAGGAGGAGGAGGCCAAGGACCAGGAUGACAGCUCCUCUGUGGCUCUCCCAUCCCCUCACACAAGGGUCCCCCUCCAAAGUCGGAGGCUUCUUCGGCAAGCCAUCAGCCCAGAGGGGAGGCUCUGGUCCCGGCCCCCUCUCAAUUACUUCCACCUAAUUGCCCUGGCACUAAGAAACAGUCCCCCCUGUGGCCUCAACGUGCAGCAGAUCUACAGUUUCACUCGACAGCACUUCCCCUUUUUCCAGACGGCUCCAGAAGGCUGGAAGAAUACUGUCCGUCACAAUCUUUGUUUCCGAGACAGCUUUGAGAAAGUGCCAGUCAGUAUGCAGAGGGAAGCCAGCACACAGCCUCGAUCCUGUCUCUGGAAGUUGACGGAGGAGGGACACCGCCGCUUUGUAGAGGAGGCCCGCGCCUUGGCUUCCACACAGCUGGAAAGUAUCCAACAGAGCAUGAGCCAUCCAGAUGUGAUGCCCUUCCUCUUUGACAUUCACCUUUAA